AGGAGCCUGGGCUCGGACCUCGCGCUUCGGCUUGGCGGCGGCCUAGGGUCCGACCAUUCCUAGUCCGGGAACGCUGCGAGGUCUUCGCUUGGAGGGGCGAGAGCGGUGGGGGAAUGGAAAAGGAAUUUGAGAUCACGAGGCUUUGGCGGUGCGAGGGGUCCGACGUUGGCUGGGCAGCCUCGGGGAGAGGCCAAUAGACGCUGCCAAGAGCUCCCGAAGGACCUGAGAUUGCAUGUUUCCGUGGAGAAAAAAUGAGGCCCGCAGCGAAUGGAGUCCCCCAAGGUCACCCGGUGACGUACCAUUGGAUUGAAAUCAUGGCAGGUCCAGAAGCUGAUGCCCAAUUCCAGUUCACUGGUAUUAAAAAAUAUUUCAACUCUUAUACUCUCACAGGUAGAAUGAAUUGUGUAAUAGCCACAUAUGGAAGCAUUGCUUUGCUGGUUUUAUACUUCAAGUUAAGGUCCAAAAAAACUCCAGCUGUGAAAGCAACAUGAAAAGAUUAUAAACUGUACCUCAUCUGUUAAUUUAGCAUGCCUGGAGAAGCUAAUGUCAACUCAUCAUGUGAUACUCAAUUUGUACAAUAAAUUAUGAACCUGGAAAA
Messenger RNA from Eptesicus fuscus (big brown bat), 598 nucleotides. It is a transcript of the gene ATP5MK, whose product is annotated as ATP synthase membrane subunit k. The transcript has 4 exons. The coding region runs from base 252 to 491 and encodes 79 amino acids. The record is from RefSeq and is a predicted model, not a curated record. Lineage: Eukaryota; Metazoa; Chordata; Mammalia; Chiroptera; Vespertilionidae.